Molecule: messenger RNA, 793 nt
Organism: Eruca vesicaria subsp. sativa (arugula)
Lineage: Eukaryota; Viridiplantae; Streptophyta; Magnoliopsida; Brassicales; Brassicaceae
Source: the annotation of a GenBank genome assembly
GACAUUUUGUCUGAACGCAUCUAUGGCUGCUGCUCUGGUUCUUCCACUUCUCCUUCUAGCCAUGGCUGGCCAUUCUAGUGCCUCAUGGUGUGUGUGCAAAACAGGGCUGAGUGAUACAGUGCUACAGAACACCCUAGACUAUGCCUGUGGAAAUGGAGCAGACUGUAACCCCACUCACCCAAAAGCACCUUGCUUUAACCCUGACAAUGUUAGGUCUCAUUGCAACUAUGCAGUCAACAGCUUCUUCCAAAAGAAGCACCAGGCUCCAGGCACUUGUGACUUCAGUGGCACUGCCACUCCAACUAACACUGAUCCAAGUUAUUCAGGAUGUACAUUCCCUACUAGUGCCAGUGGCUCUAGUAGCUCUAGUGGCUCUACGGGCAGCACCACUAUGACACCAGGCACAACCAAUCCAAAAGGCAGCUCAAGCAGCACCACAUUUCCUGGUGGCAACAGCCCUUUUUCAGGAACCUCAACCAAUGGAGUUUUUGGAAACAAUAGCACUGGGAUUAACCCGGACUACUCAACAACAGAUAGCAGCGCGUUUGCACUCAAGAACUCAAGCAAAUUCCUCACCUGCCUUCUCUUGAUCGCUUUGAGUGUAUUCUCUUCUUUCUUGAUCCUUUAAGAAUGUUAAUGUUCUCUGGUUUUUGUUGGUGCACCUAUUGUCUCAAAUGACAUUGAGUCUAGCUUAGUGAUAAUCUAUGUCUGUCUGUUCUGAGUCUCUCUCUAUGUUAUGGUCUUGUUAUAAGAAGAUUUCAUCUCAUGCUUUCACUUUUACCUCUUAGCCAAG